This is a messenger RNA of Helicoverpa zea (corn earworm), 5663 nucleotides long. It is a transcript of the gene ptc, whose product is annotated as protein patched. The record is from RefSeq and is a predicted model, not a curated record. Gene Ontology annotation, biological process: smoothened signaling pathway. Gene Ontology annotation, cellular component: plasma membrane. Lineage: Eukaryota; Metazoa; Arthropoda; Insecta; Lepidoptera; Noctuidae. The coding region runs from base 233 to 4222 and encodes 1329 amino acids. The transcript is spliced from 16 exons. Gene Ontology annotation, molecular function: hedgehog family protein binding; smoothened binding; hedgehog receptor activity.
CGAAUCAGUAUUGCCCGAGCCGUGCCGCUGUCAACACGCGAACGCGACGUCAUUUUUGUUAUGAAACUCGGUAUCGUUCCGUGUUUCGUACGGUAAAGUGAUAGAUAGAAGUGACGAAUUCUGGUGUACAAGUGUGUGGUUAUGUGGCGGCGAGUGAUAUGACAGCGUGCGCCGCCAGACGGACCCCGGCCGUCUUCAUGAGGAUACUGGUGACAAGCCUGGCCCCGAGAUCAUGGUGGCUCCCGAUUCCGAGGCUCCUGCGAAUCCUCGGAUAGCGGCCGCCGCGCACGAGAGCCCCUCCGCCGCCGAGGCGCGCCACAGCGCCGACCUGUACAUCCGUACCAGCUGGGUGGACGCUGCCUUAGCGCUCUCCGAACUUGAAAAGGGCAACAUCGAGGGCGGGCGCACGUCGCUGUGGAUCCGCGCGUGGCUUCAGGAACAGUUGUUCAUCCUCGGCUGCUUCCUACAAGGCGACGCGGGAAAAGUCCUUUUCGUGGCUAUACUCGUGCUGUCUACAUUCUGUGUCGGCUUGAAAUCCGCGCAGAUACACUCAAGGGUCGACCAACUCUGGGUUCAAGAGGGCGGUAGAUUAGAAGCUGAGCUAAAGUACACAGCGAAAGCAUUGGGAGAAGCUGACUCCUCGACGCAUCAGCUCAUCAUACAGACUGCGAAGGAUCCUGACGUGUCACUGUUACACGCAGGAGCGCUGCUCGAACACCUAAAGGUGGUCCACGCAGCAACCCGAGUCACAGUUCAUAUGUACGACAUAGAGUGGAGGUUAAAAGACUUGUGCUACAGCCCCAGCAUACCCGACUUCGAAGCUUACCACAUCGAGAAGAUCAUCGACAACAUCAUUCCAUGCGCGAUCAUUACGCCCCUCGAUUGCUUCUGGGAAGGAUCCAAGUUAUUAGGACCUGAUUACCCCAUUUACGUCCCAGGUCUUCAACAUAAAUUAGUAUGGACUCAAUUACACCCCCAAGAGGUGUUAGAAGAAGUGCGGAAGCUGAGGUUUCAGUUUCCAUUCAGCACGAUGGAGGCGUACAUGAAGAGAGCCGGCAUCACCUCCGCCUACAUGAAGAAGCCGUGUCUCGACCCCACCGAUGCCCACUGUCCAGACACAGCCCCCAACAAGAAAACAGGCAAUGUUCCAGACGUAGCUGCGGAGCUGUCACAUGGGUGCUACGGUUUCGCAGCAGCAUACAUGCAGUGGCCCGAACAGCUGAUAGUAGGCGGCGCCACGAGGAACUCCACGUCAGCCCUGAGGAGUGCGAAGGCGCUGCAGACGGUGGUGCAACUGAUGGGCGAGCGCGAGAUGUACGAGUACUGGGCAGACCACUACAAAGUGCACCAUGUUGGAUGGACGCAAGAGAAAGCCGCUGCAGUCUUAGAUUCGUGGCAAAGGAAGUUUGCUUCUGAGGUGCGAAAAAUGACAACAUCCGAGUCGGUGUCGCCGUCAUAUAGUUUCUACCCAUUCUCGACGUCAACACUUAACGACAUUUUGGGCAAAUUUUCUGAACUGUCGUUAAAAAACAUCUUGUUGGGAUAUAUGUUCAUGUUAGUAUAUGUAGCCGUGACACUAAUUCAGUGGCGCGAUCCUGUUCGCUCGCAAACCGGCGUGGGUAUAGCAGGAGUUCUGCUACUUUCCAUCAGUGUAGCUGCUGGAUUAGGCUUCUGUGCUUUGUUAGGUAUACCAUUCAACGCAUCAAGCACGCAGAUAGUCCCAUUCCUUGCGCUCGGGCUUGGCGUGCAGGACAUGUUCCUUCUGACUCACACGUACGUGGAACAAGCGGGAGAUGUGCCGCGCGAGGAGCGAACAGGCCUGGUGCUGAAGAAGAGCGGCCUCAGCGUACUGCUGGCUUCUCUGUGCAAUGUCGUCGCUUUCUUAGCAGCGGCUUUACUGCCAAUUCCUGCUCUGCGCGUAUUUUGCCUGCAGGCGGCAAUUCUCCUGCUCUUCAACUUGGGUUCGAUCUUGCUGGUCUUCCCCGCAAUGAUCUCUCUGGAUCUUCGGCGGAGGUCUGCAGCCAGAGCCGACCUGUUAUGUUGCUUGACGCCAGAGAGCCCCAUGCCUAAGAGAACUAAGAAGAUUGGUGACCGUUCUCGCGGCAGGAGUGGAAAGACUGAUAAGACUAAUUGGAAAGAUACGACGAGACAACCAUUAGAUCCUGAAGAUACUGGAGACCAGUCGCAGGUGACGUGCUGCCUAAGUCUGUCGCUCACCAAGUGGGCAAAGAACUAUUAUGCGCCGUUCAUCAUGCGACCUUCCGUUAAGGUUACAUCAAUGCUAGCGUUGAUCGCAGUUAUUCUGGCGAGUGUUUGGGGAGCUACGAAAGUCAAAGACGGUCUAGAUCUAACAGACAUUGUGCCAGAGAACACGGAUGAACACGAAUUCCUAUAUCGACAAGAGAAAUACUUCGGCUUCUACAGCAUGUACGCAGUCACUCAAGGAGACUUCGAGUAUCCCACCAAUCAGAAGUUACUCUACGAAUACCACGAUCAGUUUGUUAGGAUACCAAACAUCAUCAAGAACGAUAAUGGCGGACUUACAAAGUUUUGGUUAAGUUUGUUCCGAGACUGGCUUCUAGACUUGCAGGCAGCUUACGAUAAGGAUGUCGAGAACGGAUGUAUAACGCAAGAGUACUGGUUUAAGAACGCAAGCGAUGAGGGCAUAUUGGCUUACAAACUUAUGGUGCAGACGGGACACGUAGACAAUCCCAUUGACAAGUCGCUAAUUACCACCGACACCAAGAAUGGUCACAGAUUAGUUGAUAAGGAAGGUAUUAUAAAUCCGAAAGCGUUCUAUAAUUAUCUAUCAGCUUGGGCUACGAACGAUGCCCUGGCGUAUGGGGCUUCACAAGGGAAUUUGAAACCCCAACCAAAGAGAUGGACGCAUUCUGCAGGAGACGUGGAGUUGAAGAUCCCGAAAUCCUCCCCUCUGAUCUAUACACAAUUGCCAUUCUACUUAUCAGGUUUAAGUGAUACAGAAAACAUAAAGACCCUGAUAAUGUCUGUACGAGAUCUUUGUUUGAAAUUCGAAGCAAAGGGAUUGUCUAAUUUCCCAUCUGGAAUUCCUUUCUUAUUUUGGGAGCAGUACUUGUAUUUGAGAACAUCGCUGCUCCUGGCCCUCGCCUGCGCUCUGGCUGCUGUUUUUGUGGCUGUAAUGGUAUUGCUCCUGAACUUCUGGGCAGCCGUGCUGGUAACAUUGGCGUUGGCUACAUUAGUGCUGCAGUUAUUGGGCACUAUGGCACUGCUAGGAGUCAAGUUAUCUGCUGUGCCAGCGGUUCUACUAGUCCUUGCCAUUGGCCGGGGCGUCCACUUUACUGUGCAUUUGUGUUUGGCUUUCGUAACAUCGAUCGGAUGUAGGCGUCGGCGAGCGUGCCUGGCCCUGGAGUCGGUGUUGGCUCCGGUGGUACACGGCGCGUUGGCUGCCGCGUUGGCUGCGUCCAUGUUGGCUACCAGCGAGUUUGGCUUCGUCGCCAGACUGUUCCUGAGGCUACUGCUAGCUCUUGUUUUACUGGGAUUAGUGGAUGGACUGCUGUUCUUCCCGAUUGUACUCGCUAUUCUGGGACCGAAUGCUGAGGUUCGUCCACUAGAGCAUCCUGAAAGACUGUCAACACCAUCACCUAAGAGUUCACCGAUACAUCCACGGAAGUCUAGCUCAAGUUCAGGCGGGAGCGACAAGGGCGGUCGAGGGGGCAAGUCAGCCCCGCGGCCCUCCGCCCCCUCACUCACGACCAUCACGGAGGAACCGCCUAGCUGGCACUCGUCCGCGCCCUCCGUGCAGUCUUCCAUGCAGUCCAUUGUUGUUCAGCCUGAAGUGGUCGUCGAGACCACUACUUAUAACGGCAGCGACUCCGCAUCUGGACGAUCGACCCCUACUUCGAAGACACCUCAUCCAGGCGCUAUUACUACUAAGGUAACGGCCACAGCCAACAUAAAAGUUGAAGUAGUGACACCGAGCGACAGGAAAUCGAGGCGAUCCUACCAUUACUAUGAUCGGCGUAGGGAUCGUGAUGACGACAGGGAGAGAGACCGGGACCGAGACAGAGAUCGGGAACGAGACAGAGACCGACAUAGGGACCGAGACCGGGAUCGAGAUAGAGAGAGGGACAGGUCCCGGGAACGGGAUCGUAGAGACCGGUUUAGAGAUGAAAGGGACCACCGCGCCUCACCUAGAGAAAACGGCCGAGACUCCGGCCAUGAAAGCGACUCCUCCCGACAUUGAAGACACAGAGACUGUUACAAACUGUGUGUCACUUGAUAAACGAUCCACACCGUGUCAACACGCUGUGACGACUAGUUAUACUUGCAUGAAUGCAACUAAAUAUACUAUAUGUAAUGAUCUGAUCAAUGAAUCUGACAUCUUUACCUAAAGUUACGGAGUUAUGUCUUAUAAGCUGAGCAAUCGUUCGUUAAACAUGUGUUAAGGUUGGCAAUGCCGCUUAUAAUCAGUAAUUAUGAGAAUAGUAAUUUUAAGUUUACUCUUCAUAUGGAUGUAGUGGAGGCUAUAUUGUAAUUCGGUGCAUGAUGGAAGUGCUUGUAUCUAACGUGAACAUAACUGUUAGUACAUACAGGAUGGUACUGAAAUCAUUCCAUAGCGGGCACUAGUUGGCACUUCUAUCUCGCGGUUCAGUAUAGAUGUGUUCCAGUGUCAAAGCUAGUGAAUUCUUUACUGUAUAAACCAAAUAUCAUUUGUAGACGAUAUCUAUACAUUUGUUUGUGUGUUCCUAUUUUAAAGACAUUUCCAUUUGUCUCCAAACUCUUUGUUACAUUUAUACUUCUAAAGACUGUGGUCAAAUAUUAUUAAUUUAUAAUAUUAUUUAUUUGUAUGUCUAUAAUUAUUCUGUCACCAGGAAAAUCUGUGGAAAUCUCAGAUUAAUUGUACAAAUUAUUUAGGUAGGUAGUUAUAACUGUAGGUUAGACGGCUAUUUAUGAGAUUACUUAGUUAUGUUUUAUACCUAACUGUAUUGUUGUGAUCUUUAGGUAAACUUAGUAAUUGUGAAGACUGCAUUUAAAGAUCAAAGCACAGUAUUGUGUGUAUGCGUGGCGAGGGUUGCGUCGCCGACAGGAAUACUGACCUCACGUUAUUACGUGUUAUGUUGUAACGUUUUGUGCAAAGUACUUAGUAGCAUAUAUUAAUUUAUACGUACCUAUAUAACUUAAUGAUAUUGUGUAAAUAUAGCUGUAGUGGUAGCUAACUAUGUGCGUAGGCAGCGCCCCCGUGCGGCAGCUGGCUACAUUUGUAUCAUUUAUUUUUAUACAAUUUUAACUGACAUAUUGUCGAAAAACUGUAGGUGGUAACUAAAAGGGAAGCGUUUAUUAACUUUUGUAGGAUUUUUAAAAAAUUAACAAAUGAUAAAAUAUAAUUUUUUGACAGUGUUCUUUAAUGAGUAUCAAGUAGCAUUUAUACACGAGUAUUUGAAUUUUAUAUUGAUAUUUUUGAACAAAAGUCCCCGUAACAAGGAUCUUAUGAAAAUUAAGACAUGUUUGUUAUAGAAACAAGUACAUUAUAACUAAGUUAUAAAAAUUUUAAGAAACAAAAAAAAUCAAAUUAAACUCAUAGAAAUUGUGAAUUCAAUUAAAUUAAUUAUGUGACAAGAAAUGUUUUUGUUAACACAAAAGUUAAUGUCGACUGUAUUGAGAAAAUAAAAUACUUUUAAACAACA